Messenger RNA from Nerophis lumbriciformis (worm pipefish), 1200 nucleotides. The record is from RefSeq and is a predicted model, not a curated record. NCBI's taxonomy places the organism in Eukaryota, Metazoa, Chordata, Actinopteri, Syngnathiformes, Syngnathidae.
AUGAGGCGCGCGUGUGUUUUUGCGACUAAUUUAGGACGAACAAAAUAUCUUGCGGAUACAAACACUUGUGUCGUUAGUUUACAAAAGUCGCUGUUUGAACAGUUACGUCCUCCUUGUGUCCCAUUUUUUGUCAACACCGCGGAGAGAGGACACAUGUCAACUGAAGCCAAGAGGCAUUGCGCUGACAGAAUGACCGCCAAAAAGAUAGGAACCCACAAUGGAACUUUUCACUGCGACGAGGUUCUGGCCUGUUUUUUCCUCCGGCAAUUACCAGAAUACAAGGAUGCUGAGAUUGUACGGACUAGGGACCCCGCUCUGCUGGCUGGAUGUGACAUCGUUGUCGACGUGGGAGGAGAGUUUGACCCGCAGAGGCACCGCUACGAUCAUCAUCAGAGGACUUUCUCCGAUACCUUCCAUAGCCUGUGCCCCAACAAGCCGUGGGUGACAAAGCUCAGUUCUGCCGGCCUGGUCUAUCUCCACUUUGGCCGUCAGUUGCUUACCCAGCUGACGGAGCUGAAGGAGGACAACAAGCAGCUGGAGAUCCUCUAUGACAAACUGUAUGAGAACUUUGUGGAGGAGGUGGACGCAGUAGACAAUGGCAUUUCACAGUGUGAUGGCGAGGCCCGCUACGCCAUUUCCACCACGCUGAGCGCACGUGUUGGCCACCUGAAUCCGCGCUGGAACAGCAAGAGUCAGGACACCGAGGAGGGAUUCAGGAAGGCCUUGGAAUUAGUUGGGGAUGAGUUUCUGGACCGUUUGGAUUUCUACAAGUCCUCCUGGCUCCCAGCUCGCCAGGUUGUGGAAAAAGCCAUCAACGAGCGGCACAAGGUAGAUCCCAGUGGAGAAGUGAUGGAGUUCUCCCAAGGCGGGUGUCCUUGGAAGGAGCAUCUGUUCGCCCUGGAGAAGGCGCUCCAGGUAGAAACGCCCAUCAAGUAUGUGCUGUACUCCGACCAGAAUGGACAUUGGAGGAUCCAAUGCGUCCCUGCGGGCCUCCACACCUUUCAGAGCAGACUGCCGCUGCUGGAGGAGUGGCGCGGUAUCCGCGACGACGAGUUGUCCCGGCUGAGCGGCAUCGAGGGCUGCAUCUUUGUCCACGCCUCUGGCUUUAUCGGCGGGAACAAGACACGGGAAGGGGCCAUGGAGAUGGCCCGAAGGACCCUGCAAGCCGCCGCCGAGUUGCCCACCAACGGCGACUACUGA